GGUCUCACAGUUUUGUUUUGCCAGAAGGGAGAUGCUCUACCUGAAGUAAAGUCACAGGAUCUGCAGAUAACGACCCAUGGACUCUUCGACCCAGAAGUAAUGUAUAAAACCCACUGAGAGGCGCCGAAAAGUGUAUACUUCUGACCAGAUGUAAUAUAGAAAACCUACUGAGUUACAGAAUCUCUGCAUGACAUCACUGACCAGAGACACAGGUAUCAGCUAAGACGUUUGGAGCAGAUGGUUGAUAAAGUUGCUGUGGAAUUUUCAGAAGUUAAAACAGUAACUGCUUCAGGGAUGCUGCGGUACGUCGCUAUGUUGCUGAUGAUCUCCAUAAGACCUACAUUGUCAGACUACUGCCCUCGGAUAUGCAUUUGUGACAACGUCAGAUCUUCUGUAACAUGUGCCAAUAAGAACUUGUCUGAGGUGCCUGUCACCAUCCCACAGCCCACUCAAAAGCUGGAUCUACGAGGAAAUGAUCUCAAGGUUAUUCCCGGAGGAGCAUUCCUGCCAAUUCCUUAUCUGACUCACCUUAAUCUUCAGAAAUGCAAAAUUGAAAGGAUUGAGGAAGGGAGUUUUCGAGGCCUCAGUCGCCUAGUGUACUUAAAUUUAGGUUUUAAUCACAUAAGUUUUAUAUACCAGGAAUCCUUUGAUGGCCUUUCAUCUCUGCAACAGCUUAUUUUAGAGAAGAAUCGCCUGGAGGAGAUCAAGCCUGGAGCAUUUAGCCAACUAGGAUUUCUUAACUUCCUUCAUCUGGCAGACAAUUUCUUAGUCUACCUACCAGAUAUGUUGUUCCAGGGUCUACAACAAGUUAAAUGGAUUCGGCUUUCAAAUAACAUGAUUAACACUGUGUUUAAUGAGGCCUUUGGUGGUCUACCAAGUCUCAGAAGGUUAAGUUUAGACCAUAACGAACUUCAGUUCUUCCCUCCUGAAGCAUUUUCGAGACUAUCUGGCCUUACAAGGCUGGAACUUGGAUGGAACCCAAUGACUUUCAUUGGGGAAGAAGCUGUUCAGAUGGCUUCCCUGAAACAGCUGCUUCUCAAUAACAUGGCAUUGCAAGAGGUGUCUUUUAAGGCCUUUGAAAAAAGCCCACAACUGUUGGUGAUAGACCUGAGUAAUAACCAGAUUAGGACUAUCCAAGCAUUGACAGGAGUGGAGCAACUAAGUCGUAUAAAUUUGACAGGAAAUGCAAUACGCUGUGACUGCUACCUAAGGCCUUUUAAAGAGUGGGCAGACUUGAAAAGGCUGAAAGUUGAUCUCAUCUGUUCUGGUCCAAGCCACUACCGUGGAGACCACAUAGACUCUCUAAGAGCCAUUGACUUAAAGUGUGGUGGUUAUUCUGAUGAAGAGGAUGACCACCUCCCAGUCACACAGAAACCUAAAAAUGAAAAUAGUUGUCCAGAAAGCUGUGUCUGCAAGUCUGAUGUCAAACAUGCAAUUUGUGAGAAUAAAGGCCUUCAAAGUAUCCCCAAAGGUUUCCCUGCAGGCACUAGCCUACUUGACUUGAGGAGAAAUGUUUUCCACUCAGUUCCCAAUGAAGCAUUUGUGGUAAUGAAGGACGUGGUAUCUUUACAUCUGCAAAGCUGUCAGAUCAAUCAACUGCAACCAGGGGCAUUUAUGGGUAUGAAAAAUUUGGUUUACUUGUAUCUAUCACACAAUCAAAUUUCUAAUAUUAACCCAGCUGUCUUCCAAGGAGCACCAAAGAUUGGCUAUAUUUACCUAGACCACAACAGAUUUACUCUGAUCCCAAAGGGUGCUUUCAAACUCCUUCCCAGCCUUUUUUCCCUUCACAUGCAAUACAAUUCCAUCAGUUCACUCGUUGACAACAAUAUGGCAGGAGCAGAAAAGCUACACUGGAUAUACUUAACUGGUAAUAUCAUCAAGUCUAUCGCUCCAACAGCUUUCAGAAAUAUCCGUGAACUGGAGAAACUUCACCUAGAUGAGAACUUAUUACCAGAGGUGCCGACACAAGCUCUUAAAGGAAUACCUAACCUGGAAGAACUGAAGUUAACCAAGAAUCCAAUCAGAUCUAUUGGUAAUGGGGCCUUCUUAACAGUAUCUCGAUCCCUAAAACACCUUUACCUUGAUGACAUGGGACUGGAGCAGAUUGCCAGUGGUGGGUUUGUUGGACUUGGAAGGGGCAUUAAAAGUAUUUACUUGGAGAACAAUAAACUUCAAAACCUUCCAAAAAUGAAGGACUUCACGGGACUGGAGGUCAUAAAUUUGGCAAACAACCCUUUCCAAUGUGACUGCAGCCUGCUUCACCUCCAUAGGUGGAUCCAAAGCCUGAACCUGAAGGUUGGUGCAACAUGUGCAACUCCAAAGAGUGUCAAGGGACAGACGGUCAGAAAUGCUCCGUUCUCAAGCUGUCCGGUUUGGGAGGCUGGCAGUAUUAGAAGGAAUAAGAAAAAGAGAUCGGAAAUAGGCAAGGGCACUAAUAGAAAAAUAAGAGCUGGAGGAAAAAAAAGGCUCAGAUCAUAAGGUCACAGAAGCAGGGACAUUACUCACCCGAAUACUCAGAUAAAGCAACAGGUUACUAAGAUGUGCAUGUGAUUCCAUCAGCUCGUGACAAACAGAAGUCUCCAUUCCAAAUAAUCAAAACUUCUGUAUAUGGUAGGGCAGCACAUCAGAGCUUAAACUAUGAUAACAUUGUAGUAAAAUCUAGUUAUGCACACAAAGAACUAUUAAAGGAAGGCAAAGUGAAUAUCAUGUGAUAGAACAUGUGAAUAGCCAAAGAAUGCUGCUCAAAAAAGGCAACAACGCAUAUUCAAGUAGUCAAGGCUGUUGAAUUACUAAAGUCCAAAAAUGUAAAAAGCUACUAAAAAAGUGUUUUCUGAUACAGUGAAACACCCAUUCAAAGGCUUCCCAUGUGCCAACCCCAUUCCAAGGCUCCCCAUGUGACAACCCCAUUCCAAGGCUUACUGUGUGCCAACGCCAUUCCAAGGCUUACUGUGUGCCAACCCCAUUCCAAGGCUUACUGUGUGCCAACGUCAUUCCAAGGCUUACUGUGUGCCAACGCCAUUCCAAGGCUUACUGUGUGCCAACCACAUUCCAAGGCUUACUGUGUGCCAACCCCAUUCCAAGGCUUACUGUGUGCCAACCCCAUUCCAAGGCUUACUGUGUGCCAAAGCCAUUCCAAGGCUUACUGUGUGCCAAAGCCAUUCCAAGGCUUACUGUGUGCCAACGCCAUUCCAAGGCUUACUGUGUGCCAACGCCAUUCCAAGGCUUACUGUGUGCCAACGCCAUUCCAAGGCUUACUGUGUGCCAACCCCAUUCCAAGACUUACUGUGUGCCAACCCCAUUCCAAGGCUUACUGUGUGCCAACCCCUUCCCAAGGCUUACUGUGUGCCAGUUCUGAAGCAUCUUAUGUGCCAGCCUCAGCUCCAAGGCUUCUCAUGUUCCAAACCCAGCUCUACCAAUUCACAUGUGCCAUUUCCAGCUCAAAUGCUUCCCAUGUGCUAGCACCAGCUCCAAGGCUUCUCAUGUCCAAGCCCCAGCUUCCAUAAUUCCUAUGUACCAGCCGCAGCUCCAAUGCUUUCCAUGUGCCAGCCCCAGCUCCAAUACUUCCCUUGAACCAGUCCCAGCUCCAAUGCCUUCAAUGUGCCACCCCAGCUUAAAGGCUUUUCAUGCACCAGCUCUAGCUCCAAGGCUUUUCAUGUGCGAGCCCCAUCUUAAUGAAAUCCAAUGUGCCAGUCCCAGCUCCAUUGAAACCUAGUCAAAUUCAUUAUUAAAGUCUAAACUGGUACACUUCCACCUACACACCACGGCUCCAAGCAGAUCUGGCCACCAGGAAGAAACAAAGACAUCCUACACCAAGAGCUUUAAUAUCCCCUCCUACUAUCGAGUCUAUCACAGCUGUUUGCGCUCGUUGGAAGGAGCGCUUGUAUUACAAUUUGAAAUUACGAACGCGAGAACACAAUCACAAAUUACGCUACAAUUAUUAAGUGUCAAAAAACACAUCAAAAAUACAUUUAAAAGUACAGUUAUACUCAUAAUAAUAUUAUCUGAUAACAAUUAUUAAAAGAAUAUUGCACAAAAAUGUUAAAAGGACACAAAGAUAUGAGGUCUCAGGACUGUAAAGAGCUCUAACAUAGAGAUACAUACAUAUACGUGUCUAAAUAUGUAUAUGUGUGUGUAUGUAUAUAUAUAUAUAUAUAUAUAUAUAUAUAUAUAUAGGUCUAUGUGUGUACAUAUGUAUUUAUAUGUGUAUUUAUGUAUUAACACUGCUAACAUCUAAGGUAAUCCAGACGGUACUUCUUAAAUUAAAAAUUAUAAACUUUUUUUGGGUCACAUAAAAACAGCAAAAACGUCUCAAUAGAGACUAGGGUAAAAAAAGACAGGGGCAAUGCAUGUGGGUCUAACGCGUUUCAGCUCAGAAGAGCCGUACUCAUAGACCUUUGACGCAUUGCCUUAAUGAAAAAACUAUAUACAUAUUAGUUAAUUAAUCAAUUAAAAACAUAUGUGCCAAUCCUGUGAUUAAUCCUAUGCUUAACUUUCAUUUACUGAUAAUAUCCUUAUAUCAAAGCUGUUGUAAAGCCAUUCAUUUGAGUACAACUCAUUUGUUACAUGUGUAUAUAUUUAAAAUAUAAUGUUGUUGUCCAUCUAGAUACAAUUACUAAGGGAAAAGAUUACUUGCAUAUCCUUUUUAUUCUUCAUGUGCUUAAGGUGCAGCCUAUUAUAUGUCGUGUGAAAUGCAGUUUCAAUAUUUUAGAAUACAGUAUCCCCUCCUAUCAUCAUAAUAUGGAGGUGCACAAUAUCCCUUUAUGUCUAUAUUAAAAGGUGAAAUACUAACUUUGUUGUGGCAUGCUGAAUGCCAUUGUGAUAAAUUUAAUAUAUACUUAUUUAGAAACUGGUCAA
This is a messenger RNA of Bombina bombina (fire-bellied toad), 4854 nucleotides long. RefSeq names its product chondroadherin like (gene CHADL). The transcript has 6 exons. The coding region runs from base 238 to 2478 and encodes 746 amino acids. Gene Ontology annotation, molecular function: protein binding. The record is from RefSeq and is a predicted model, not a curated record. NCBI's taxonomy places the organism in Eukaryota, Metazoa, Chordata, Amphibia, Anura, Bombinatoridae. Gene Ontology annotation, cellular component: extracellular matrix.